This is a messenger RNA of Chiloscyllium plagiosum (whitespotted bambooshark), 1907 nucleotides long. NCBI's taxonomy places the organism in Eukaryota, Metazoa, Chordata, Chondrichthyes, Orectolobiformes, Hemiscylliidae. The record is from RefSeq and is a predicted model, not a curated record.
GGGAGAAGGCGGAACACAUGCGAACAAAUCACAAGCUGAGAGAUUGAAAAGGACAAAAGCACUUCAGCAGAAUGUGUUGGGCUAACUUUCUGGUGUUUGUUUGGAUCCAGUAUGCUGUACGCCCUGCAAGCAGUGAGCAUGAUCUUUUAGAUCUGGAUGAAAAUAUAUUGGAUUAUCAAGCCUCAUCUGGUUCUGGUGACAGUUCCUCUGACAAUGCAGAUUUGGCUUCCACGUGCGGUCUUCAUGCACAAUAUUUCCGAGCAAACAGAGGUUACUACUGUAUGUGCGAGGAAGGGUAUGUCUCGACUUCAGGAGAGCUCACCUUUCAAAGUUCGACAGAGUGCAGAAGUAAUGUUUCAAAAGUCUUAGAGGAAACUAGAAACCUGAGUACGUUUAUUCUUCAACUGCACCAACAAGAUUUGCAGAAAUUCUCUGUAAUGGAAAUUACUAAUCUCACAGAGAGAAUCAUCAGCAAGCUGCAGUGGGAGAGCUUGGAGGCUGACUCCAAACACAGUCUAGCCUCGAAGCUGCUGCAGACUGUGUCCAGUUCAAUGAUGGCUGCUGCCUUGAGCACACCUGAUGGGACAUUGACAGCAUCAUCCAAAUCUUUGGGUCUCAAGAUACAUAUUCACCGUGGAGACAUUUCAGCAAAUGAAAAGCUGAUGUUAAAUGUGAGGGGCAACAACAUGGAACUUGACUGGAGAACAGCAAUUGGACAAAAUAAUUCAGGCGUCGCUGCUGUUGGUUUCAUUGCCUACAGUAACCUGGACUCCAUUCUGGAUGGGGAUUUUGUGGAUGAAGAGGACGAGAAAAGGGAAAAGCUAGGUGGGAGCUUCCGACUGAACUCUGAUGUAGUGACAGUGACCACGGCAAAUAGGCAGGAAACCGAAUUGAGCGAGCCCAUCAACUUCACCUUGAGACACAACCAGGAAAUGACAUCAGAAAGAAUUCCAGUUUGUGUCCAUUGGGGAAAUUCGAAGGCAAUGAGCUUCUGGUCUACAAGAGGCUGCAGGUUGCUCAGCUACUCUGGAAACCGCACAACCUGUGGAUGUUUGCGCCUGGCCAGCUUUGCAAUUCUGAUGGCCCCUGCUAAAAUGGAGAUGGUGUGCGCUAUAAUAGCAGGGAGCUUGCAUUACCUCUUCCUGGCGGCAUUUGCCUGGAUGUUUUUGGAAGGACUGCACCUUAUUCUCAUGAUGAGAGAUCUGCGGAAGGUGAAAGUCUCUCAAAAAACAGUUAUCAGGAGUCUACAUCUGUACACAAUCGGUUACGUGCUACCUGCUGUUGUUCUUGGGAUUUCUGUAGCCAUCAAUCGCAACGGUUUUGGAACGUCACAAUACUGUUGGCUACAGUUAGAGAAGGGAUUUAUCUGGAGUUUCCUGGGACCUGUUUGUUUCAUCAUUAUAGUUAAUACCAUCCUUCUCAUUUCUAUACUGCUGAUACUGCAGAAACAACUCUCUGGUCUUAACACUGAAGUGUCGAAGAUUAAAAACAAACGGACAAUGACGUUUAAAGUCUUUGCACAGGUGUUUGUCCUGGGAUGUGCCUGGAUCCUUGGCUUGUUUCAUUUUGGGAAAGGAACUCUGGUGAUGGCCUAUUUAUUCACCAUCGUCAACAGUUUCCAGGGCACCUUCAUCUUCAUCAUUCUCUGUGUUUUGAAUAAACAGGUGAGGAAAGAAUACCUUCAGUGCUUCAGUGGAGUGAGGAAGACAAGUUUAUGGUCAGAAUCAGCGAGUGCAAGUGUGGUGACAGCAACACAGAGAGAGAUGAGUACUGUGGAAUCGAAAGUGUAAUGGAGUGUCACAAUAUACAAUUGUGCAGAUAACACAGCUCCCAUUUCCUGUGAUUGUACCGAUAAGGGGGGAACUUGUCAAUUAUUUCAGCGGAUAUCUACAUGAACAGACAUCGCU